Messenger RNA from Cryptotermes secundus, 1014 nucleotides. RefSeq lists its product as uncharacterized. The record is from RefSeq and is a predicted model, not a curated record. The transcript has a single exon. NCBI's taxonomy places the organism in Eukaryota, Metazoa, Arthropoda, Insecta, Blattodea, Kalotermitidae. The coding region runs from base 1 to 1014 and encodes 337 amino acids.
AUGGCUUUGCUGAUGCCUCAGAAAGAGCCUGCGGGGCGUGUCUAUCUACGUUCCGUAAGCCCAAACGGAACCAUCACACUUCAUCUGUUAUCUUCGAAAUCAAGAGUGGCCCCAUUGAAGCAGGUGUCGCUCCCAAGACUGGAGGUGAACGCCGCCCUUCUUUUAAGCCAGUUAGUAGAUAAGGUGCAUAGGGCCCUCAACCUACAAAUUGUUCAACGCUUUUACUGGACGGACUCCACAGUUGUUUUAGCCUGGAUAGCAGGGUGCUCGUCAACUUGGAAAACAUGUGGCCAACAGAGUCCGGAGAUCAAACGGCUAACCACUUACCUAGCUUGGAGACAUGUCGCAUCACAGGACAACCCUGCGGACAUCAUCUCCAGAGGAACGGACCCACGACGACUUGAAGGCAAUCAGCUAUGGUGGGCGGGACCUUCCUGGCCAAGCAAGGAUCCCUCCUCCUGGCCAGCACAGCCCCCAGCAGAUCCCGAGAAGGUUCCUGAAUGGCGAGGAGUAAAGCUAUGCUGCAUCACCAUCUAUUCAGAGAUAGAAUCCUUAUUCAAGCGAUUCUCCAAUUGGGCAAAAUUACAAAGAGUCUUUGCCUACAUUCUCAGGUUCCUCUACAAGCUGAAACAAGGUGCAGCAUCAGGCCGGCACGGACCGCUGACGUCUACCAAGCUUCGCAAGUCGCUGAUUGUCAUUGCUCGCAUUACACAGCACUCAUCGUUUGCUCAGGAGAUCCAGAGUUUGCAGCAAGGGAAAGCAUUACCCUCUCACAGCAAGCAUCUGACGUUACAUCCCUUCUUGGAUGGGAACAACCUGUUGAGGGUGGACUGUAGACUGGAGAACGCUGAUGUACCCUUUGAUCAGAAACACCCGCUCAUCCUACCAUCCAAACAUCAUGUCACCAAACUGUUGAUCUGGAAUGAGCACAUACGAUUGCUGCAUGCUGGAAGCCAACUUCUUCUAGCAUGUAAGAUUUCUAGCUUCGCUGUGACUGCGAUUCUGGAUAACUAA